AUGAGCAAGAAGAAGAGCCGGUCCAAGAAGAGCGGCGGCGGGGGCGCGCGGAAGCAGGAAGUGUCGGUGCACGAGGACAGCGACUCCUUCUACUUCCGGAACGGCGACUACUACAGCGGCCAGUACAGGGCGACCUCGGCGGGCGACGUGGUCCGGCAAGGCGAGGGCCGGCUGGUGACGGCGGACCGCCACGUGUACCGCGGCCAAUGGGACGCCGACAGUCUCUCCGGCCCGGGGGCGACCCUGAGGUUCCCUGACGGCUCGGAGUACCGCGGCGAGCUGCAGGACCUGCGGCUGCAGGGCGCCGGCUGCUACCUCUUCCCCGACGGCAGCCGGCUGGAGGGGCACUUCGCCGCCGACCGGCCCUCUGGGGUGGGCGGCGCAGCGCGGCUGGCGGACCCCGGGGGCAGGCCGUGGGCGGGGGCGGCGCGGGCCUCGGGGGCGGCGCUGCGGCCCGUGCUGCGCUUCCUGCCCGCCCCCGGCGCCCCUGACCCUGACACAGCCCCGCCCGCCCGUCACACGUCUCACGGACCUGUGUAG
Molecule: messenger RNA, 540 nt
Organism: Bacillus rossius redtenbacheri
Lineage: Eukaryota; Metazoa; Arthropoda; Insecta; Phasmatodea; Bacillidae
Exons: 2
Coding region: 1-540 (179 amino acids)
Source: RefSeq, a predicted model, not a curated record